AUGGUGUCCCCGGUCACUGUGGUGAAGAGUGAGGGACCCAAGCUGGUGCCCUUCUUCAAGGCUACCUGUGUGUAUUUCGUGCUCUGGCUGCCCUUGUCCAGUCCGUCGUGGGUCAGCGCCCUCAUCAAGUGCCUGCCAAUCUUCUGCCUCUGGCUCUUCCUCCUGGCCCAUGGCCUGGGAUUCCUGCUGACCCACCCCAGUGCCACCCGCAUCUUCGUGGGGCUCGUCUUUUCCGCCAUAGGCGAUGCCUUCCUCAUCUGGCAGGACCAGGGUUACUUUCUCCACGGUCUGCUGAUGUUUGCCGUGACCCACAUGCUCUACGCCUCAGCCUUUGGCAUGCGGCCAUUGGCUCUUCGGACAGGUCUGCUGAUGGCAGUACUGGCGGUCCUGUGCUAUGCCGUCUUCUACCCAAGCCUCACGGGUGCCUUCACCUACCUGGUGGGGGUCUAUGUGGCCCUUGUCGGCUUCAUGGGCUGGCGAGCAAUGGCGGGGCUACAUCUGGUCGGGGCAGCCUGGCGCUGGACUGAGCUAGCAGCAGGCGGUGGUGCACUGCUGUUUAUCGUCUCAGACCUGACCAUCGGCCUCGACAAGUUCUGCUUCCCUGUGCCCUACUCGCGGGCGUUCAUCAUGUCCACCUACUACGCCGCCCAGAUGCUCAUCGCCCUGUCAGCUGUCGAGAGCCGGGAACCAGUGGAGGACUACCGACUGAGCAAAGCCAAAUGA
Molecule: messenger RNA, 723 nt
Organism: Rangifer tarandus platyrhynchus (Svalbard reindeer)
Lineage: Eukaryota; Metazoa; Chordata; Mammalia; Artiodactyla; Cervidae
Source: the annotation of a GenBank genome assembly